Molecule: messenger RNA, 3162 nt
Organism: Crotalus tigris (Tiger rattlesnake)
Lineage: Eukaryota; Metazoa; Chordata; Lepidosauria; Squamata; Viperidae
Gene: NPRL3
Product: NPR3 like, GATOR1 complex subunit
Exons: 14
Coding region: 744-2519 (591 amino acids)
Biological process (GO): negative regulation of TORC1 signaling; positive regulation of autophagy; TORC1 signaling
Cellular component (GO): GATOR1 complex
Source: RefSeq, a predicted model, not a curated record
AAGGUUCGAUGAUUUUUCCCAGAUGAAUGAUACAAUACUGGAAGGAUUGGUAAAAUACACUUGAUUGAUAAUAUACAUAACCUAUCAUAGCUUUUUUUCCAGUAAAAGGGCUAGACUUUUAAGUAACUUGAGCAUCAUUUUGGAGCUCUGUUUACAACUAAUUUUCCCAGACCAUUUAUUAUUUUGAAUGUUACAUACUAUUUUUAAAAUAAUUGUAUAUCUUUUUUCUGUCCGUUGGGGCUAAUUUGAAAAGAGCACAUAUUGGGCCGCUGGGUGGGGUCUCCCGCGGCAGGUCUUCCUCCUUGCCCUCCGUAUGGAAGGCACUGCCACGCCGCCCCCGCUUGGAGGCACGAUGGCGGAUGGCGGGCGGCGGAUCUCUCCAAAGCCAGGGCGCCCCUUCGGUCUUAUCGCCCGGUUGCUAAGCCGAGGCGGAGCGCCGAGGCGCCGCCUGUUUACUGGAAGGCUACCCACCCAGGGCUCCCCCGCUUCUGGCGUGCCCUGCGGCUUCCGAGGCCGGUGAGCCAGGCCCCGGCCAACCCCUCGGGAAACGGUGGGACUUGACGCCCAUCAUCCCCGACCUUCGCCUAGAGUAGAUGGCAAAUUGAAGGAACCCGCCCCGCUCCCGGAAGACAAACGGAAGUGACGACCACGCAGCCGCCGCGCCCGGGUGUUAGGGUGAUGGGCCCUCUACCCUUUCGCCCCCGACUCUAUGGCGAGGCGGUUCCGCGGGCGAGAGCAGCAGCAUGAGGGACACCUCGAGCCCCGUCAGCGUCAUCCUGGUGAGCUCCGGCAGCCGAGGCAACAAGCUGCUCUUCCGCUUCCCCUUCCAGCGGGGGCCCGGCAACCCGGCCGCCCAGAUCGGAACGUCAAGGAAUAGGUAUGCUGUAAACGGUAUGGGUGACAAUGUAGAAGAUCCAGAUGGAGAUUCCAGAGAGCCCUAUCCUCUCACUGAUGAGCAGGUGGUGUCGGGGUUUUCAGAUGUCAUUCUGGCAACAAUUCUGGCUACUAAAUCGGACAUGUGUGGCAAAAAGUUUGAGCUGAAGAUUGAUAACAUUCGUUUUGUUGGGCACCCAACUCUGCUGCAGCAUGCCUUUGGCCAGGUAUCAAAGACAGAUCCUUCUCCCAAGAGGGAAAUGCCCACCAUGAUUCUCUUCAAUGUGGUUUUUGCUUUAAGGGCCACUGCGGACCCCUCUGUGAUCAGCUGCCUGCAUAACCUCUCCCGGCGCAUUGCCAUUGUGCUUCAGCACGAAGAGAGACGCUGCCAGUAUCUCACCAGGGAGGCCAAACUCAUCCUAGCCAUUCAAGAUGAAGUUUCAGCCAUGUCAGAAACAAGGGAUGGCCCUCAGUCGCCUUUCCCUCACAUCCUUCCCAAGUGCAAGCUGGCCAGGGACCUUAAAGAGGCUUACGACAGCCUGUGCACAACAGGGUUGGUCCAAAUACAGAUCAAUAACUGGCUGGAAGUGAGUUUCUGCCUGCCUCAUAAAAUCCAUGAUGUGGCAUCCAGUUUCAUCCCCCCAGAAGCCAUUGAAAGAAGCUUGAAGGCUAUUCGGCCUUACCAUGCCUUAUUGCUGCUUAAAGAUGAGAAGUCUCUCCUCAGCGAACUGCCCCUCGACUGCUCCCCUGCUCUGGUUCGAGUGAUCAAAACCACCUCUGCGGUGAAGAACCUUCAGCAGCUGGCUCAGGAUGCUGACCUGGCCUUGCUCCAGGUGUUUCAGCUGGCUGCACAUCUGGUCUAUUGGGGCAAGGCCCUCAUGGUCUAUCCCCUGUGUGAGAACAACGUCUACAUGAUGUCUCCCAACGCCAGUGUCUGCCUUUAUUCCCCUCUGGCAGAGGAGUUCUCCUCUCAGUUUCCAGGCCAUGACCUGCCCGCAGUUCUGUCCAAGUUCUCCUGGCCAGUUUCUCUGUCUGAGCUCAAGGACCCUCUGGCUCCAGCGAUUCAGGAGACACAUCUCAUUCGGAUGGUGGCCUGGAUGCUCCAGCACCGGCUUCUGAUUCAGCUGCACAGCUACGCUUGCCUAAUGGUUCCCCCAAAGGAAGAGGAGGAAGAGGAGGAGGAGGAGGAGGAGGGUUUUCAUACCAGAAUAGAAGAGCUGUCCUUUCCUGCCCGAAUUGGGGGCCGAAGCCUCAGCACUCCUAGCGCACUCAGUUUUGGUUCUCCCACUAGCAGUGAUGACAUGACCUUGACAAGUCCCAGCAUGGACAACUCCAGUGCGGAGCUGUUGCCUGGGGGAGAGUCUCCCGUGAACAAGCGCAUGACGGAGAACCUCCUGACCAGCCUCUCGGAGCACGAGCGGGAAGCCAUUCUUAGUGUUCCCGCAGCUCACAAUCCAGACGAUCUGCGCAUGUUUGCCAGGCUGUUGCACUAUUUCCGUGGACGGCAUCACUUGGAGGAGAUCAUGUACAACGAGAACAUGCGCCGCUCACAUCUGCUCAUGCUCUUUGACAAGUUCCGUAGCGUGCUGGUGGUGACCAGCCACGAGGAUCCCGUCAUCUCUGUCUUUCAGUCCCUCCAUAAGUAAGAAGAGGAGGCCUACUUGGGGCCAGAAAGAAGCUACAUUGAGGCCAGAUGCUCCCAGAUCCAAGGAAGCACCUCCUGCUUGACAUUACAGGAGUGUUCUUCCAGUCUGGCAUUUUGCGCUCUGUCCCCUUGGGAGCUACAGCCUUCUUUGGAGGGAAGGAGGGCUUGCAGAAAUAGGACUUAGCAGAACAGCUGUGUGAGCUUCCCUUCCCAAAUUGUGGAGGUGGGAAAGAAGCUGGCUUUUAAAAGCAGGAAGAAUAGGGGGAACUCAGGAUGAGCCCCUUUGGUGAAAUAGUGCCCAAUGACUUCCCUUCUGCCGCAGGUUGAAUGCUCACAUUAAACUGGGUGGAUAGUGAAAGUGCAUAGCCCACCCACCCUGCCCCCUACUACUGCUCUGAAACAUCCUGCUGUUGGUGUGUCUGCUUAAGUCAUACUGUUCUGGUACUGCCAGCUUAACCAAUUAUCCUGGGGUUGUCUUGGGGUGAGGAGGGGUCACAUUAGGAUCAAGUGGAAACAGCUGUUCCAGCAAUGUGGGCCUAGAGCCGUGCGCUUCCUUUCCUGCUCAUUACAUUAUGGAUUUGGCUCCACUGACCCCUCAUUGGAAUAGAGCAAAACAUGUUUACAUAAAUAAACCUGAAAUGGCA